UUUUCGCGAGAAACUCACCAAUCAGGUAUUGUUUUCUUUCAACGGUGAUUCGUGGUGCGAGAAUUUAAUUUAGUAAGAAUGCUCCUUUUAAUAAAUAUGCGUGAUUCCGAGGCAGCAUGGAUGACUCGGCUACCGGCUAUCGAUGGCCUUCAAUAAUGUGAAUUGCUACUUAAAAUGAAGUGAUUUAACAUGACCUUUAUAAAUAUAAACAAAUGCGCGGCCAUUAGAUCGAAAUCUCGUGGUAGAUUUGACUUCAUAAUUUUUUUUGCUUUGAAUUUAAAUUCUUAGAGAAUACAAAUUUUUCAAUUAAAUAUUAUCAUUGUAUGUUCAGUUUAUUUACAUUUUUUGAAAAACCUUUGAUUAACUAUAAUAAAGAGAUGAUAAGUUUUAUUAUUGAAAUUCGAUAAGCACCUUGAGGAAAUAAAAUGCCUCCUAAACAACGUAAAAUCGCUGUUAUGGGAUAUCGAUCUGUGGGAAAAUCUUCUCUCACAAUACAGUACGUUGAAGCUCGGUUCGUUGAUUCAUAUGAACCUACCAUUGAAAAUACCUUCACUAAAACCACAAAAGUGGGUGGUCAAGAAUUUUUCAUCAAACUUGUAGAUACUGCUGGACAGGAUGAAUUUUCUAUCUUUCCACAGUCCUAUUCUAUGGAUAUUCAUGGCUAUGUGUUGGUUUACUCAAUCACUUCUACUAGAAGCUUUGAAAUAGUAAAAACCAUUCACCAUCGCCUGUUGGAUAUGACUGGAAAAGUUCAAUUAUUUCGAAAAUAUUUAAUACCAUCAUUUUGGAGAUCGAGAAAGCCAAUGGGAAUAUAGAGAAAAAAUCUAAUUGCCUCCUAUCUUGAUGUCACCUGCAAGCCCUAUUUUUAAAGAUCGUGCUCCAAAAAGACAUUUUUUUUAUGUGUUUGUGUGUGUGUACUGUCUGUAUUUUAAUAAAUAUUUUAUAAAUAUAAAAAUUGUGUGUUGUCUAUUAACAAUUUCUUUUUUCUUCAAAAGAGUGUUACCGAUAUAUUUAAAACCAUCUUACUGGAGAUUGAAAAAGCCAAUGGGAAUGUCCAGGAAAAAUCAAACUGCCUCAUUUCGUGAUGUUGGCUGCCAGUUCUAUAUAAAGAGAUUGUACUUCAAACAGACUUUAUAUAUACUCAAUGAAUAUAUUUACUCUUUUAUUCUUUUUUAUUUCUUUUUUUUUUUUUUUUUUUUUUUUNUUUUUUUUUUUUUUUUUUUUUUUUUUUUUUUUUUUUUUUUUUUUUUUUUUUUUUUUUUUUUUUUUAGAAACAUUUUUUUCUGAAAUUUAUGAGACCAGGGGUCAAUCAAGAAAUUGGGGUUCCAGAUUUUGAAAACGGUGUAUAUCUUAUUUAGUAAAAAUUUGUCGAUAAUUAAAGUAGUAUUUCUGCAAAAUGUAUAUAUUUCUACAAAAGCCAUUUUUAUAUAAAAGUAUAUGAACAUUUAAAUACAAAAAAUGUAAAACUAACACAGCAAACAACAAUUAGAAAACAAUUAUUUUUCUGAGGUUUUACUUGUCAAUUUGAAUGUGCUUUUAUUAAUAAUUCAUAUGAAAAUAUACAUUUUUGUGUAUGAAAUUUUUAACUCUUAAAAAAGACUGCAAACAAAGUGGAUUAUUAAUCAUACCGUUUUGGGCAAAAAAAUUUAACAGCAAGAUAUGUUAAAGGAUUGUUAUUAAACUUUAACAAAGAACCGUUUGAGUAGUUUAGAAUUUCAUGAAACAGCCUUAAUUGAUGCUCAGAUUUUUCUGAAGGGUUUGGCUUUUUGUAAAGGGUUUUUAAUAGAACCUAAAUUGUUUCUAGACUGACACCUGGGUGCAUAUAUUAUUAUUAUUUUUUUUUUCACUUUAUGACUUAACUAAGAGCUAUUUGUUAAUAUGUUACUAUUAGUUAUUUUAAUUGUUAUAAUAUAUUUUAUUAUAUACUGUUUGUUGUAUUGUUUAUAAUAGGAAUAAUUACUUUGUUGUGGUUGUAAAUAUAUAUUUUUAAGACAUGUGUAUAUGAUAGUUUUUUUGGGGGAUGGGGAUAAGUUUUGGUAUAAAGAAGUCAUUGCCAAAUUAAUACAUAUUUUUUCUUUUUGUACUAUAAAGAUGUCCAAUACUUAUAACUUACAAGGAUUUGAGGUUAUAUUUGAUUUUUUUUGCUCAGGAAUGGAAUUGUUCUAUUUACGUGUAAAAACUUUCAUUCUGAUUGUUGUAUCAUGUCAUGUGAAUGUUUUGUCAAAACCUUUAAAUAAGUCUUGAUUAACGAAAACAAUUUCUUCACAAACUUAAUUUUUUAGAAGCAGAUCUGCCUAAAUUUUCAUUACCCAAAAAGUCUAUGGUUUCCAAUUAGUGAUCCGCGAAGCAGAUUAUUUAAAAACAUUAUUUGCAUCAUUAUUUAAAACAAUAUUUAUAAUUUAUCUAACUUUAACUGUGACUCAUAGUUGAAAGACUUACUAAGGAAUUAAAAAUAUAUUAAAAUAUUGGAGAAAAAGGAAUUAAAAAACAUAUUAUGAUUUUAUUUCAUAUUUUAUAGGAUUUUUUUAAAAUAAACAUUAACAAGUGCUAUGUUUUGAACAAUAGUUUAUUGAGGCUCGUGCCAACAUACUGGUAAAGGAUUCACAAGCCUGGUUAACACUUUAACCUUUCGUAUGCUGAAAAAGAUUUUUUUUUAUAAUACAUUUUUACUAAAUUAUACUUUUUAAUUGUUCUACCUUUUUCUUUCUUUUUUUUUGCCAUAUUUAUCUUUCUUUUUUAAACUAUAUAUAUAUAUUAAAAAAAACCUCUGUCUUAAGUGUUAGAAAAAGUAUAAUAAUGUUUAAGAUUUUUUUUAAUUAAAAUUUUCUUGAAUUUUAAAGAUACUCAGCAGGUAGUUGAUGCUCUAUGUUUAAAUAUCGAGUCCUGACCUUAACCAGCAUUUGCUCUUUUUUUUACCAUCAAUUUUGUUAAAAUUCCGAUAUUAUUGAAAAAAUAAUCUAUGCAGGAUGCUGCAACAUGAUAUAACUGAAUGGCCUAGACUUCUCUUUAAUGGCAAUUAAUCUAUAACAAGCGAUUAAGUCUUUUUUUUAUCUAUAAAUAAAUUUGAAAAAAUUUCUCUUGAAAUCAUUUUACUUGAUUUGAUUUCAGUCCUAUUACAGGGAAGAAUGACGGAGGACAGAAUGGGAAGGAAAAAAAAGGAAAAUUUAAUGAUCCAUUGAUUAUGGAUUUUGAGUUUUUUUUAAUAAUUCCUUUUUAUGUGCAUUUAAUAUCACCUUAAAACAUUAUGCUAAAUAAAAUAACUAAAUGCCACAAUUAUUGUUAAAAAGAAGAAAAUUUAGUCCUGAAGACAGUGCUUUAUAUCAAAAAUUUCAUUAGUUUAACACCAUUACAUGUAAAGUUUUUUGCAUACCAUCUUCCUUAUGCUCUUGAAAAAGGUUCUAACUGACAAUUUUUUUUUUUUUUUAAAUAGAGAUUUCUCAUAAGGGGAUAUGCUAUUUAACUAUCAAACAUUGAUUUAUUUUGUCCCUUCAUUAAGUUUCCAAGGUUUCAGUGAAUAAAGGUUUUUUUGUGGAAAACUGUUCUAUGUGUAUUUGGUAAUAAGAGCUACCGAUGAGUACUCUUAGAAAACUUGUUUUUUGGCAUUAAAUUAAAAAAGCAAGAGCGUGAAAGCUGUGGUGUGAACUGCCUAAAUAUAUUUAAAUAAUAAAAUUAAAAUAUAUAAAUUUCGUCAGUUUAAAGCUUGCAUACAAACAAUAAAGGCUUGGCAUAAUCCUUAUUUUCUAUUGUUGAGCAAUCAACUCUAAAAAUAAGUUGCUCUAAUUCAUUAAAAGUACCAUUAUUCACUCUGCACUUCAAAGAGUUGGUAGAGCACCCUCAUCCAAGCUUGUACGAGAAGUGAGGUGAACAAUUGUUAACGAUCCCUUCUUCAUUCGUGAAGAGGGUAAGUCUAGAGGUGCUGAUUCAAGCGUCGGCUGAUUAAUAUCUCGGUGUUGUACUGUUAUUCAGUCAAACAAGAAUAUAAGUUACACUGAAAAAAUUAUUUAAAUAUAUAAUUUUUACUUCUAUAGUUUUUGUCAGGAAGAGGUACUUUUUAAAUCUGAAGCCACAUGACUUCUGAACUAUUAAAAAAAGAAAAAAACCUAUCACUUUUUUAAUACCCAAUGCAUUGUGAUUUUUUAUACUCCUAUACACUAAUAAUUAUUGCUUUGUGUGUAUCAAAGUUAUUUGGUAUAUUUUUUAUUUAAGUUCGCAAAAUAUCAGUUUUAAAACUUUAUUCCAAUUUUUUUUCCGUGUAUAUUUUUCUAUAACUUAAUAUUAGAAAUUGAACUUUCAAAAAAAAAUUUUAAAAAUUCUUACUCUCAUUAUGGGAAGCUUCACUCCCCCUUUUUAUCAAAGUUUUUUUUUUUUUUUUUAAUUAUACUUUUGCAUCUUUGAUAUUAUCGUUUCCUGUGUGAAGUGAAGGUUUUGUUUUUAUCUUUAUAAUUAUUCUGAUCCUUUUUGUAUUUCAAGCAUGUUUUACUUAAUUAUUGUGGUAUUGGUUUUUAGGAGAGAAAUUUUGCUGUGGUUAGUGAUUAUUACUACUUACUUAUGUAUGUUGCAUUAAUUAAAUGCUAAUAAUUCGAAAUAAUGCUGGGAACUGAACGUUUUUUAUUUAUUAUUAACUAAACUCUGUCUUUUAUAAGAGCUUAAGCAUCUAGCUCACAGGAAGGGGAUAUACAAUUUGCUUAUUUUUGCUGGCAACAGGAGGUCAGUAUGAACUGUGUUUGCAUAAGAUAAUUCCUGCCAUCAGUAAAAAAAAAUCUGUGAAAACUGUUGAAACAGGUGACAUGCCACUAAUAAGUAUUAUAUCUGGUUACUGUGUUAAACGUAUUGAAUAUUUUAUAAAAAGAAUGACCUUAAAAAAAAUUGCUGUAACAAGAACAGAUUACAAGACAAGAACCUCCGUGGCCUCUGAUGAACAUUUAACGAAACAGCUUUGGGUAGACAAUCGCCACUCAUUUUAAAGAAAAAUCCAUUAAAUGGUUAUCAAAAAAAUUAAGGGAAGCCUAACAAUAAAUAGUACAAAUACAAAAGGUAACAUAUAAUUUUAAAUUUCAGAUUGUGGCAAACUUGGUGUCCAAUGGUUAUUGAAAGUAAUUUUAUUUCAUUAACUAAUAUUCAUUAUGAGGUAAAAACUAUUUUAAAAAAGGUUAAAAUCUACUUUUCAAAAGAUGUACACCGUGAAUUUAUAAAUUAGUAUAAAGUAUACAAUUUCGUUUUUUAAUAUGUAUGUCAAUAAACUAGUGAAAUACAUGGGAUUUUAUUUUUUUUUAAUGUGCAAAAGAAAUUGAAAAUUCCAAUAAGAAAUUUGCUAUAUGUGUAUUUAAUUGUUUUUAUUUCCUUCUCUAAACAAUUUAAAGUACUUAUUUUAAAUAUUUGUUUGAAUUACGAGUUCGGCUGACUUAAGAAAAACGCUGUUAAUGUUUUCUGAGAACAGACUGUGAAAAGCUUAAAACCUUAUAACUUAAUAUUUUUCUUGCUUUUAUACCCCUGGUAUAUUAUUUUAAGGUACUGAAGCACUUCAGGAAAGGGAAGGGAAAAAAAAACUUUCAAAAAUUAUAGAGUGAAAUAACAUCACUUUAAUUUGAAAGGUGUUUUUUAUAUUUAAAAAAAAUUAACCAUCUGCUUUGGUUUAUGAUGUAACGACUCAAGUGGUUAUAUAAGUUUUAUGUGUAUGUUUUUUUUAAAUGUUAUAUUCACAGGUAAUGGCCGGUUGUGGUGUCUAGAAACAGCUUGUGCCAUUUCUGUUUUAAGUUAUUACUGCUCGAGUUUCGAUUUAAAUUUGAUAAAAGUAACAAAGAGUAAUUUUAAGACAAACUAACUUUUGAUUAAUUUAUGAAAUUCGAUACACACAAUACUCUGUAUAUUUUCAUCAUGGAUUCUGAUUGUAGCUAAGGGGUUUAUGUUCUUCUAAAAAAUUACAAUUAAAAGUAAUAAUAUUUAAUUGAAAAAGGUUUGCUCAGUUACGCGAGAAAACAUGUUUGGCGUGAUGUAUAUGUUAGGAUAUUCAUUCAUCUCAUAAUGUUGCAAUCGGAGGCAAAAAAGUUUUCCCAUUUCCCCAAUUUAUACGAUUUAUUUCUUAAUCGUAAACCAAAGUUUUUUACUUAGUCAUUUAGAAAUAUUAUUUCAGAAGCAUUAGUGAGCAGCAAAACCGAAGUAGCUGCCCCGUUCUGCCAUAUUAAUAUAAAAUUGCAGUUUUUCAAAUUAUUCUCUGUAUUAAUUUCAAUGUUUAAGAGCCCUUUACCCUCGCCAUUCAUUGGAUUUUAGAUUAAAAUUUUAAUUUAAUUAAAUUUUUGAUAUUUUUUUUUUACUUAACAGAUUUUUGAUGAUAAAGUAUUGUUUUUCUGCAAAAUACCUUUUCCAAAAAGGUAGAAAAUAAAGAUAUUUCAUUAUUAGAUUGGGUGAAGUAGAGUGUGAUAAUUUUUAGAACUUCUAUGAAUUUUUCCUCUAAACUUGAAAGCAAUAAAAUGAUGCUAUUGGUGGUUUUGAGUAAUUAAUUGAAAACUACACGUUUGUCAGUUUUUAGAUUUUUUAAAUUCUAAUUUUAUUACUGUCAUCUUAUUCUGUAAUAAAAGUCAUCUACUUGUCAUUAUUAUCGUCAUCCGAAUUAUCAGUUUUCAUAAGUUUAAACAACUUAUGAAAACUGAUUUGGAUGACGAUAAGAAAAAAAGUUCUUUUAAAGUUAAUUGCGUAAAAACAAAGAUACUUAUCGAAAUUCUAAAAAUAGGCAACUGCAUACAAUUUAACUACCUGUCAAAAACUGUUGAUUGCAGAACUGUGUUUGCAUAAUUCUGACGCCAAAAAUUGAUAGAAAAUCCGAAUUACUGCACUUUUCAUGUCUCAAAUUGUUAUUGGAUGAUGACGUGUAGCAGACGAUACUGCCAUUUAGAAUAAAAUCCGUCAUCAAAUUAUUUGUGAAAAUUAAAUAAGGAGGAUAAGAAUCCCCCCUUCGACAGUCGACCCGGCUGAAUCUCCCGAAUUCUUAUUUCAUGGCAAUGCAUGAAAAAUUUUAAUUUAGGAAAAUAUUAACAAUUUCAAGCAUCUGUUUGUAGUAAAUUUUUUGUACCUGAAAUUUUGCCCUUUAUAUUAUUUCGUAGUUAGAUAUAAAAAUAACUGAAACACAGGUUUAUGCUAAAAGGACAUUGAUAAGAAUUGCAACUUAAUGCUUUUGCUAUGAUAAAUUUUGUGGAUAUUCCUCACCAUCCUAGGAAAUGUGUGCUCGGUGUUCCAUAAUCACUACUCUUUAUGUGUGUUAUUAGAAUCCUUAUCAAGAACGAAGUUCGCGAUUUUAAGCGAAAAAGUAAAAUCUGUCACAUUUCCUGUGUGAAAAAUUCAAAGCUAGUUUGACAGACCAAUAAAACUUAAACUUCUUAGGUUCCUUGGGAAAUGAUGCAUGUCUUGAAUUCAAAAGUAAUUCAAUAGCGUUUUUGAUUCUCUUUAUUAUUAAUUUGAAACUCGUAUGUGAUUAUUUUGUUAUCGUCAUUUUUAACAAAGAUUCUAAAAAUGUAUUAUAAAGAAAAGAAAUUGUGGAACACCUUGUGUAUCUGCAAAUAAUAAAUUAAUAAUUUAAAUUGCUUGUCAACACUAAAAGAAAAUUUACAAGUGCGAGGCAUAUAUUAUUACUUUAUCUUUUAAACUAUCUUCUUUUUUUUAAUUCGUUUUUUUUUAUUUAAAAAUUUCAAAUUGGUCUUUAUUUGCACAGUUUCCCUAAGUUUGUACAGAAUUUAAGCACAUUUUUAUAUCCUUGUACGUUUUACGACCCUUUGAUUAUUUUAAAACGUUUUCAAGUUUUAUAUCUUCUAUGUGUUUUUUUUUCUUCUCUCACUUAGAGUAAAUAUAUGUAUUUGUAAUAUAACAUUAAUAAACUUCUUUGUAUACUAUUGGA
This is a messenger RNA of Parasteatoda tepidariorum (common house spider), 7885 nucleotides long. NCBI's taxonomy places the organism in Eukaryota, Metazoa, Arthropoda, Arachnida, Araneae, Theridiidae. The record is from RefSeq and is a predicted model, not a curated record.